UCUUAUUCUAAUUUAUUCAGUUCACCUAUCGAACCGCUUAUCUGUCGCCUAUCUAAGCAGUAAACAAUACCAAUGACGAAAGUUGAGGACGUUCGCGCGGCGCCUAUGGCACACACGGGCAUGCUCGUUACGAAAACAGCUCACAAGACACCGGCGCCAGCUCUGGAUCCUCACAAAGUCACUUUGCCGAGGCCGUUUGUGGUUGCAAUCACAGGAAGCGGCCGUGGCCUGGGGGAGGGGUACGCAAAGGCAUACGCACAGGCAGGAGCCAGCGGGAUUGUGCUCGCAGCACGUUCAGAGGACGAGCUCCAAGCUGUAGCCCAUGACAUAUCAGAGAUCGUCCGGGAAAUGGAUGGUGAGACGCAAAUCAGUACUGUAAAAUGCGACGUCACUGUCGAGGAAGACGUCAAGAAUUUGGAGAAGGUUAUUAAGGAAGAACACGGCCGGCUUGACGUUCUGGUCAACAAUGCGGGCUUCUUGGAUGUCGCGGGGUGGAAACCAAUCACCGAAGGUAACCCUGAAGAUUUCAAGAAGACGUUCGAUGUCAAUAUUUAUGGAGUUUAUCUGGUGACUCGGACACUUCUUCCCCUACUGCUCGGUUCUGACGGAGGUGCGAAGACGGUAGUUGGGAUAAGCAGCAUGUCCUCUCAUUUUGCGAGCUAUUCCAUCAGUUACAGCAUGUCAAAGCUGGCCCUGAAUCGAUUUAUCGAGUUUCUAGAUAAGGAGUACGGAAAAGAAGGGCUCGUAGCGCACGCACUUCAUCCAGUAGGUGUGCGGACGAAGAUGAGCACGUCAGAUGCAGUACCUACGGAUCUCUAGAAAUUCCUUCAGCAUGAUACGUCUCUGUCUGCAUGGUUUCUUGUGUGGUUGACGAAAGAAAAGAGGGAUUGGCUGAGUGGUAGAUGGUUGGCUUCGACGUGGGAUGUGGAACAGCUGGAGGCACAGAAAGAAGACAUCGUGAAGGAAGACAAGUUCAAGUUCAGAAUGGUUGUUUGAGAGUUGAGUGGGCUUGAGAUGAAAGUAGAGGCAGACAGUGAUGGGCUCUAGAUUUCUCAUCCAUUGUAUUCUAUUACGGAUGAACCAAGUCCGUUAGUCGCCAAUGUUACAGGUCUAGGACAUUAUUAGUUUGGGCCCUUCCCUGGCACUGCCUAGGGUGCCCCGAUAGGCUUUUGAUACUCCAACUACAACGU
Messenger RNA from Mytilinidion resinicola, 1190 nucleotides. RefSeq names its product NAD(P)-binding protein. Lineage: Eukaryota; Fungi; Ascomycota; Dothideomycetes; Mytilinidiales; Mytilinidiaceae. The record is from RefSeq and is a predicted model, not a curated record. Gene Ontology annotation, molecular function: oxidoreductase activity, acting on the CH-OH group of donors, NAD or NADP as acceptor. The transcript has 2 exons. The coding region runs from base 73 to 819 and encodes 248 amino acids.